Messenger RNA from Marchantia polymorpha subsp. ruderalis, 1415 nucleotides. The record is from the annotation of a GenBank genome assembly. NCBI's taxonomy places the organism in Eukaryota, Viridiplantae, Streptophyta, Marchantiopsida, Marchantiales, Marchantiaceae.
GAGAAAAGAAAGAGAGAGACGAGCGGCGUCAGGAAGGCGACUUUGAAACACGGCACGAGGAGCGCAGGCUGCACAUCGACAGGACUAGAGGGCGCAAGAAGUGGCGCAAGGAUUUCGAGGGGAUGGGGAGGGAGUAGCAGUGCAGGCCGAGGCAGGCAGGAAGGAAGGAAGGAAGGGAGUCAGGAAGGCAGGGAGGGAGGCAGCCGACGGGAUUGGACUCGCGGUUUUAGAAGGGAGGCCCGGCACUCCGAGACCGAAUUCGAGCUCGUGUGAGUCACGCGGUAAUUUCUGCGCACCGUGCGCCUGCGUCGUGGUGAGUUGGGACUUGGAAGUAGAUCGACGAAGGCCUGGGGUCAGGACGGCGGAGGCUUGUUCGCUUGGUCUUCGAAGAGGAGUGGGAUCCGAUCGGGAAAGGAAAGAGGAGCUAGAGCAGGAAAUCUGCCGCUGGAGUAGUCUCCAGCAUCAGCCUUUUGCUAAGAGCCUGAAGAAGUCGUGUGCAUGAGAGAGGGUAGGCCGAGAGCCAUGUCAAGUCAAGUCGCGGCCGUCGUAGGAGUCGGGCCGGGCUUAGGACUUGCCAUUGCUCGCAAAUUUGCACGCCAGGGCUACACUGUCGCUAUAUUGGCACGCAAUUACGAUAAGCUGAUGAAAUUUGCCGAGCAGAUCGUCGAGAAGGAAGCUUCAGGCCAAGUGGCAGCGAUACGAAUUGAUUGUUCCGAUUCUAAAUCUAUAAAAGACGCCUUUGAAGCUGUCAACUCUCUGGGCACAGUGGAAGUUCUGGUUUACAACACGAAUACUCCGUUUCCAUGGCCACGACCCAGGUUCUUGGACGUCAGUGCCGAUUCGUUCGAGCGCAACAUAAAUGUUAGCUGUGUGGGAGCAUUCCACUGUGUACAGCAGGUUCUGAAAGGAAUGUUGGAUAGGAAAAAGGGAACGAUUCUUUUCACGGGUGCCACUGCAUCAGUACGGGGAAGUGCAGGCUUUUCAGAACUUGCGUGCGGAAAAUUUGCUCUAAGAGGUCUUUCACAAUCAUUAGCUCGUGAACUGCAUCCUCAAGGGAUACACGUGGCACAUAUUAUUAUUGACGGAAUGAUCAGGACUAAUGCCAGAGAUAGCGGCGUUUCGUCCUCCGAAGACGAGAAGAGGAUGAGCCCAGAUGCUAUUGCAGAGGCAUACUGGCAGUUACAUAUCCAAGAUAGAAGCGCAUGGUCACAAGAGAUUGACCUGCGUCCUUUCUGCGAGAAAUUUUAGUUUGGUUAUGAUUGUGCAGGUUUUUAGUGCCUUCAUUUUGGCUUCAGUCGUCUAUGUAGUAGAGGGCAUGAUUUAUUGUGUAGGACCCUGAAUAUAAUUAUAUCAACGCAAUUCAAAUUUGUAAAGAGAUUGUUCAUAACAUGGAAAGUCUGGAAUCUUGAUUUGGG